This is a messenger RNA of Gavia stellata (red-throated loon), 3242 nucleotides long. It is a transcript of the gene NAA16, whose product is annotated as N-alpha-acetyltransferase 16, NatA auxiliary subunit. The coding region runs from base 1 to 2580 and encodes 859 amino acids. Gene Ontology annotation, molecular function: protein-N-terminal amino-acid acetyltransferase activity; protein binding. The record is from RefSeq and is a predicted model, not a curated record. Gene Ontology annotation, biological process: N-terminal peptidyl-methionine acetylation. Lineage: Eukaryota; Metazoa; Chordata; Aves; Gaviiformes; Gaviidae. Gene Ontology annotation, cellular component: NatA complex; cytoplasm. The transcript is spliced from 19 exons.
AUGCAUUUCAGUCAUUGUAUUCCAUGUUUUUUCCAGAAAUGUUACGAACAAAAACAGUACAAAAAUGGACUCAAGUUCUGCAAGAUGAUCCUCUCUAACCCGAAAUUCGCUGAACAUGGAGAGACGCUCGCGAUGAAAGGACUGACCUUGAACUGCUUGGGGAAGAAGGAAGAAGCAUAUGAAUUCGUUCGUAAAGGACUUCGUAAUGAUGUAAAGAGUCAUGUCUGUUGGCACGUCUAUGGUCUUUUGCAACGUUCUGAUAAGAAAUAUGAUGAAGCCAUCAAGUGUUACCGGAAUGCACUCAAGCUAGAUAAAGAUAACCUACAGAUCUUGAGAGACCUCUCUCUGUUGCAGAUUCAGAUGAGGGAUUUAGAAGGAUAUAGAGAGACAAGAUACCAGCUACUUCAGCUGCGCCCCACACAACGGGCUUCCUGGAUUGGAUAUGCCAUUGCAUACCACUUACUAAAAGAUUAUGAUAUGGCCUUAAAACUACUUGAAGAGUUUAGGAAAACCCAACAGAUUCCUCCUAAUAAAAUAGAUUAUGAAUAUAGUGAACUGAUUUUAUAUCAAAAUCAAGUGAUGAGAGAGGCAGAUCUAUUUGAGGAGUCUUUAGAACAUAUAGAGACAUAUGAAAAGCAAAUAUGUGAUAAAUUAAUAGUAGAAGAAAUCAAAGGAGAGAUGUUACUGAAGUUGGGAAGACUGAAAGAAGCUGGUGAAGUAUACAAAGAGUUAAUUGAGCGCAACGCAGAAAACUGGUAUUAUUAUGAAGGCUUGGAAAAGGCCCUGCAACCUAGCACUUUAGAAGAGAGGCUUCAGAUUUAUGAAGAAGUUAGUAAAAGACAUCCCAGAGCAGUUUCACCUAGAAGAUUACCUUUAAACUUUGUUUCAGGUGAAAAAUUUAGAGAACUAAUGGAUAAGUUCCUGAAGGUUAACUUCAGUAAAGGCUGCCCACCCUUGUUUACCACUUUGAAAUCAUUAUAUUACAAUCCAGAAAAGGUUUCUACAAUCCAAGAACUGGUUACUGGUUAUGAAGCCUCUUUGAAAACUUGUGACCUUUUUAGUACAUGUGAAAAUGGAGAGAAAGAGCCCCCAACGACACUGCUUUGGGUUCGAUAUUUCCUGGCACAGCACUUUGACAAACUUGGCCAGUGUUCUUUGGCCUUGGAUUACAUUAAUGCUGCAAUUGCAAGCACUCCAACAUUAAUAGAACUAUUCUAUUUAAAAGCAAAAAUUUACAAGCAUGUAGGUAAUCUCAAGGAAGCUGCCAAAUGGAUGGAUGAAGCACAGUCUUUGGAUACUGCAGACAGAUUUAUCAAUUCUAAAUGUGCUAAAUACAUGCUGCGAGCAAAUAUGGUAAAGGAUGCAGAGGAGAUGUGCUCUAAAUUCACAAGGGAAGGAACUUCUGCUAUGGAAAACCUAAAUGAGAUGCAGUGUAUGUGGUUCCAGACUGAAUGUGCCACAGCUUAUCAAAGGCUAGGAAAGUAUGGUGAUGCCUUGAAAAAAUGCCAUGAAGUAGAAAGGCAUUUUUUUGAGAUAACAGAUGAUCAAUUUGACUUCCACACAUACUGCAUGAGAAAGAUGACUCUUCGUGCCUAUGUAGACCUUUUGAGAUUAGAAGAUGUGCUCAGGAAACAUGCCUUCUACUUCAAGGCUGCUCGAUCAGCAAUUGAAAUCUACUUGAAGCUCCAUGAUAAUCCUCUCACCAAUGAAAACAAAGAACAAGAAGUGAAUUCAGAAAAUCUCUCAGCCAAAGAAUUGAAGAAAAUGCUUAGCAAGCAACGAAGAGCACAGAAGAAAGCAAAGCUUGAAGAAGAAAGAAAACAUGCAGAAAGAGAGCGACAACAAAAGAACCAAAAGAAAAAGCGAGAUGAAGAGGAGGAAGAAACUAGUGGACCCAGGGAAGAGCUCAUUCCUGAAAAACUGGAAAGGGUAGAAAAUCCACUAGAAGAAGCCAUUAAGUUCCUUAUACCACUUAAGAAUCUUAUUGGAGAUGACAUAGAAACACAUUUAUUAGCAUUUGAAAUAUACUUUAGAAAAGGAAAGUUUCUGUUAAUGUUACAGUCUGUCAAAAGAGCUUUUGCUAUCAACAGUAAUAACCCAUGGCUACAUGAGUGCUUGAUUAAAUUCUCUAAAGCUGUAUCUGACCAUAGUAACCUCCCAGAAAUUGUGAGCAAGGUCCUAACUCAAGAAAUGCAGAAAAUCUUUGUUAAUAAAAACUUGGAAAGUUUUAAUGAAGAAUUUCUCAAACACAAUGCUACCUCCAUUCAGCACCAACUGUCAGGUGCGAAGAUGAUGUAUUUCCUGGACAAAUCAAGACAAGAAAAAGCAAUUGCUAUUGCUACUAGAUUGGAUAAAAACAUGAGAGACAAAAAUGUGAAGACAUUAACAAAGGUUUUUGAGGCACUGCUUGAUGGCAGUUUUGGGAGCUGUCACACUCAAUGUGAAGAAUAUCAAGCAGCAUGUCAUAAACUGUUUCCUUUUACGUCUGCCUUUAUGCCUGCCACAAACGAGGACGAUAGCAGCAUUGCAUCUGUGAAUCAUACAGCCAUUAACCAUGAUUUGUUGUCCAAUGAAAUUUAAAGUAGUGUGUGCAAGCCUGUGUGCAUGUAUACCUACAUGCACAUGUGUAUACAAAACUCUGACUCUCAUUACAUGCUGGCUGGAUACAGAUCAGGGUUACUUUUCCAGGUUGUAUUUUAAUAUCUUUAACAGGUAUAAAACAAAAUAUUGGGAUAGUUAAAUGAAGUGGAGUAUGCUAUUAGCUAUUUUUUCUCCCAACAAAAACUGCCAAUAUUUAUGUAAACAUUAUCCUUAAUCAGCAUUUUUCAUGUUUAUACUUGUACAGUUUUAAGUCUUUUAAUAAUCCAUCAGCCCUCCCUCACAAAAAAUAUGGAUGUUAAAGACUGCUUUCACGUAAGUGUCAUUACAUAUACAGAUAAAUGUGAUCAUAUCUUGUUAAUAAAUUAUCAUUUGAGCGUUUUUAGCAGAUUAAGACUGAAGUGCUACUUGAAUUGCCCUCUUUGUCUUUUACUGUUCUUUAGGGUGUUUUUCUGGGUUUGGUGGGUUGUUUUUUUAAUUUUAUUUUUCUUUGGUCAGUUUGGUUUCUUUUGAAGCACAGUGACAAUGAAAGCAUUGGGGGUUUGCAUGUUUUUGUCAGAUGUCUGUCUUAUAUGGAACCAGUGUUGAUGGAGAUGAAGAUUAGGUUUGUGUUCAACAGAAAAAAAAAAACGAAAAAAAAACCA